UUAUGAUUUUUUGGUGCAGUAGGGGGCGCUGUUGUGGGAGACUGUUAGUGUAUGUGUCAACGGAAGGACAAGUCAGAGGAGAAAACAUGGCGUCUCGCACACGGCUGCCCUUGCUGUUCCCUAAAAACUUGCCGGCAUUUAGACACCAAAAGCUUUCCCACACCGAGGCUGCGGCCAAGCAGCCUGCAUACCCCCCUAUCAUCGCCUCUCUGACGGCUAAAAGCAGAUCCGCCCGGCAGCGGCAGGUCGCUGAGCACGUGGAGAAGAUAUGCGGCUCUCCGGUGGAGGAGAAGCUCUCCCUCAUCACUCGCCUCCAGCGGAUGAAAUUCGUUGUUUACCCUCAGACUUUUGCAAGGAACGCCGACAGAUGGUACCAGCACUUCACCAAGACUGCGUAUAUCCCGGGCCUGCCGGAGAAAUUCACCCUGAAGCCCGGGGCAGAGAGGGAGGGAGAGGGGCAGGAGGGCUCGCCGCCAGCCGCACAUCACACCUCGGUCCCGGGGCUGGACAGUGAUGCGUUCGCGGACAUCCGCUCUUUGGUCACUCGUGUGAUUUUACAGGAGCACUGGCACACACGCAAACCCAAACCUUACCUGUACAAAGCGCAGGAGCAGCUGGUCGGACCUUUCGUGAGAAACCUGGCGACUGAACUUACCCAUCAUUUGGCUAAAUACAACCCACUGUUCCUCCACUCCAGUCUGGAUCUUGAGCCCCAGGUGAACUUUUACUGGAGGAGAGGACAGAGAAUCAUCCCAAAGGGGCACCGGAAAGGCCGGCAAGAGCCAAUCAGGUUCCAGAUCGAUGACCGCCCGCAAUGUCAGAUCAGGAUAACUCAACAACUACCACAGUUCGCCCCGCUGGAGGCUUCUUAUGCAGCUGAAGUUCCAGAGGUCAAAUAUGCUCCCAACACAAUGCCUCUGUUCAGAAGACAGUACGAAAAUAAUAUAUUUACAGGUGCCAAACUACCAGACCCGGCUUGUUACGGUCACACUCAGUUCCACCUGGUGCCCGACCGUUACCAUAGAGACAAGAUGGCCCGGCGGCAGCAGUCUGAUCAGGUGGAGGUUUUCCUCCGAGCCAACGGACUCGCCAGCCUCUUCACCUGGACGGGAGCUCAGGCCAUGUACCAGGGUUUCUGGAACCACGAAGACGUCACCAGGCCGUUCGUGUCUCAGGCUGUGAUCACAGACGGCAACUUCUUCUCCUUCUUCUGCUACCAGCUCAACACAGUGGCUCUGUCAGUGGAGACGGACGCCAACAACCCGAGGAAGAACGUGCUGUGGGGCACAGAGAGCCUGCGACUGUACGAGAGCGUGCAGGACGGAGAGGUGGUGGGUCUGAACGACGACGUCCUCAAACUCCUGCUUCAGUUCCUCAUGAACCAGCCAUAGACGUUCUGCAGGUUUCUGUCUUUGAAGGGGGAUUCUGUGUUCUCCAAGGCGUUAGAAGAAACGUAAAAUCUAUUAAGGGGCCUAACGUGGCGGACAUAACGAAGUUUGUCAGAUUGUAUAAAAUGUAAUGUUCAAAAAAGCAGCUGUGUUAAAAAGGUUUGAGUCUAAAACUGAACAAAGGACUGAAAAGACAUGCUGCACACAUCCGUCAUUAUUAUUAUUGUGCAGGCUGUAUUUAUGCAAAAAUAAAAUCAUGCUUUUCAAGUGGGA
Messenger RNA from Centropristis striata (black sea bass), 1661 nucleotides. RefSeq names its product mitochondrial ribosomal protein S30 (gene mrps30). The transcript has 5 exons. Gene Ontology annotation, biological process: translation. The coding region runs from base 3 to 1391 and encodes 462 amino acids. Lineage: Eukaryota; Metazoa; Chordata; Actinopteri; Perciformes; Serranidae. Gene Ontology annotation, cellular component: mitochondrial large ribosomal subunit; ribosome; mitochondrion. Gene Ontology annotation, molecular function: structural constituent of ribosome. The record is from RefSeq and is a predicted model, not a curated record.